CUUUCUCGUGGUCAAACAAAAAUCAAUAGUAAAGUUCUGUGUUUUUGGCACAUUCAGAAGAGGAGAAAAGAGAGUGAGAGUGAAAUGGGAAGUCUUAGAAACCCCAGCUUAACUUUAUUACCAACAAUUCCAUCACUUGAAAAUGGGAUUAAAAGCAAAUUCAUUUCCAAUCUCGCUUUUCCUGAAUCAAAGUUUGCAUCUUUACAACGAAAAUCUGGGAUUUACUGCAAAUUAUCUGGUGAUGGAACUCAAGAUAAUCUCAUAAGUAAUUCCACAAUCACAAAAUCCAAGAAAAGUAGUGUGGAAGAGUAUAAUAUUGCUAUGAAGAAAAUGAUGAGAAACCCAUAUGAGUAUCACCAUGAUCUUGGAAUGAACUACACUUUGAUACUUGAUAACUUGAUUGUGGGCUCACAACCUCAAACACCAGAAGAUAUUGACCAUCUGAAGCUGAACGAAAAUGUAGCAUACAUUCUGAACUUGCAGCAGGACAAGGACAUUGAGUAUUGGAAUAUUGACUUUGACUCCAUACUGAAUCGCUGUGAAGAAAUUGGGAUAUGUCACAUGAGAAGGCCUGCUAAAGAUUUUGAUCCAGAUUCUUUGAGAACUAUGUUGCCUAGAGCUGUUUCGUCAUUGGAAUGGGCCAUUUCAGAGGGAAAAGGAAGGGUAUAUGUUCAUUGUACUGCCGGACUUGGGAGAGCCCCGGCUGUUUCAAUUGCUUAUAUUUUCUGGUUCUGUGGCAUGGAUUUGAAUAAGGCAUAUGAUAAACUUACUUCACAAAGACCUUGUGGACCCAACAAAAGAGCAAUACGUGGAGCAACUUAUGAUCUUGCUAAAAAUGAUCCUUGGAAGGAGCCAUUUGAGAGUCUUCCAGAGCAUGCUUUUGAAAAUGUAGCAGAUUGGGAAAGGAAGCUGAUUCAGGAGCGUGUUCGUUCCUUUCGUGGAACAUGACGUAGUCACAUGGACCGGUAAAAGCAAUUAGCUUGAGAGCGCAUGCUGCAAAGUCGGUUGAUUUUGUAAAAUCAUCAUAAGAGCUCCUCAUUGGAAAGAACAGUAAUAUCGUGAAGUCAUCAUAUAAAACUGGCUUUUCAGGUGGCUGAGAAAAUGGCAGAGUCUGAAUGUAGUAGUGUACUAGUACCUCACAUAUCUGAGUACGUGUGGAACCUAUCUCUGUAUUAAGUUAUUCGUAGCUCGGCGUUAUGGCGUAUAACAUGGAAAAGUGAAAUAAAAAUACGAUGAUGGAGAUAAUAACCAUUCAUACAUCUUCAAUGUAUAUGUAUAAAACUCUUUCUAGCGGUAAAAUUACUUAAAACUAGUCUCUUGAGCUGUUGAUUAAUGAGUCAGUGUUCCUGAAUCCCAAUUAUGGCGAAAUAUGGAGGAAUAGAGCUCACCCUAGAAGUGAAGAGUUAAAAUGUUCGUUAACCAGGUUUCUUGGUGUAGUUCUAGUAUGAUUUACUAGUGUUUCCCAGAAGAACUAUUAUGGAAGAAAGAGAAUUAUGAAGUUAAUUUUCAACAAGUGAGGUUUUUAGCCCCACCAAGAUAUUUCCCUCUAGUUUAUGCAAAAUGCUUCAUUUUUUGUUUGA
Beta vulgaris subsp. vulgaris (sugar beet) is the source of this 1580-nucleotide messenger RNA. RefSeq names its product phosphoglucan phosphatase LSF2, chloroplastic. Gene Ontology annotation, biological process: starch catabolic process; protein dephosphorylation. The record is from RefSeq and is a predicted model, not a curated record. Gene Ontology annotation, cellular component: chloroplast. The transcript has 5 exons. The coding region runs from base 85 to 948 and encodes 287 amino acids. Lineage: Eukaryota; Viridiplantae; Streptophyta; Magnoliopsida; Caryophyllales; Amaranthaceae. Gene Ontology annotation, molecular function: carbohydrate phosphatase activity; starch binding; protein tyrosine/serine/threonine phosphatase activity.